Messenger RNA from Geodia barretti, 224 nucleotides. Lineage: Eukaryota; Metazoa; Porifera; Demospongiae; Tetractinellida; Geodiidae. The record is from the annotation of a GenBank genome assembly.
CUUUUCUGAGCGUUUUCGUCCAAAAUCCGCCGAACGUGGACGGCCUUUACGUUCCCAAAAACAGAUUUGCGCCAUAAACAAGGCCAAAGGAUGUACCAUGCCCAGGGACCUGAAGUUAUUCUACUUCGCAUUUUUUCUUAUGCGUGCAGAGCAAAAAAGAUCUUGGUUUUUAUGAUACGCAAUUCAACAGACCAGGAGUGACUCGAGGAGCUUCAGCAGCACAG